Molecule: messenger RNA, 2098 nt
Organism: Nerophis lumbriciformis (worm pipefish)
Lineage: Eukaryota; Metazoa; Chordata; Actinopteri; Syngnathiformes; Syngnathidae
Product: serine protease HTRA1A-like
Biological process (GO): proteolysis; programmed cell death; positive regulation of apoptotic process
Cellular component (GO): extracellular region
Molecular function (GO): protein binding; serine-type endopeptidase activity
Source: RefSeq, a predicted model, not a curated record
UUUGCUAACGUUUAUUUACAAGGUAGAAUGUAUGAAAAAAAGAAAAACGUGUUCUUGUUUUACAUAGGGAUUUGUAAUGAAAGGCAAAAUUCCUAAAAAAAAAAAAAAAAAGUGCAGUUCCCCUUUAAUUAUUAUUGAAUUAUUAUUAUUAAGUAUGAUAUCCAGAUGUGUGCACUUUUGAUUGUUGAGUGUUUGGAAUGAAAUUCCAGCACCAGGUGAGUAUCUAUGACGUAGUCAAUCUGAGCAAGUAGAUGAUUGCGUCACAGAGGCUCAGCCAAUCAGCAGCCUCGUAGCGGCGCUGCAAAAAGAGAGAGAGAGAGUAAAGUCAUCUGUAAAGUUUGUCCUCAGCACUUUUGCAACAGCCAUGUUCCGAUCACUCCUCCUCUCCCUGGCCCUCGCGGCUCUGCAGGCGGACGCGCAGACCUCCGGCCGCUUCGUGGUGGGCUGUCCCCCCCGGUGCGACAAGUCCAUGUGCCCCCGACCUCCCGCCGAGUGUCCCGCGGGGCAGACCCUCGACGCCUGCCGGUGCUGCCCGGUGUGCGCGUCCGGGGAGGGCGAGGCUUGCGGCGGCGGCGGCAAGUUGGGCGACCCGCUGUGCGGCGAGGGUCUGCGGUGCUCGGUGUCCGCCGGCCCGGGCUCCAGCGCCACGGUCCGCAGGAGGAGCAAGACCGGGAUCUGCGCCUGCGAAGCCGCCGAGCCUGUCUGCGGGAGCGACGGCGUCUCCUACCGGAACAUCUGCGAGCUGAAGAGGGUCAGCCGCCGGGCGCAGAAGCUCCAGCAGCCGCCGGUCAUCUUCAUCCAGCGGGGGGCGUGCGGGAAAGCAGAAGACAACCCAGACAGUCCCAGACACAAAUACAACUUCAUCGCAGACGUGGUGGAGAAAAUCGCUCCAGCUGUUGUUCACAUUGAACUUUACCGCAAGAUGACCUACUCCAAGCGGGAGGUGGCGGUGGCCAGCGGUUCGGGCUUCGUGGUGUCGGAGGACGGUCAGAUCGUGACCAACGCCCACGUGGUGGCCAACAAGCACCGCGUCAAGGUGGAGCUCAAGAGCGGCGCCAUCUACGACGCCAAGAUUAAAGACGUGGACGAAAGGUCCGACAUCGCCCUCAUCAAGAUCGAGGCGCCGGCCAAGCUUCCGGUGCUGCUGCUGGGCCGGUCGUCUGACCUGAGACCAGGUGAGUUCGUGGUGGCCAUCGGCAGCCCCUUCUCCCUCCAGAACACGGUCACCACGGGGAUCGUCAGCACCACCCAGAGGGGAGGUCGAGAACUGGGCCUGAGCAACUCCGACAUGGACUACAUUCAGACGGACGCCAUCAUCAACUACGGCAACUCUGGAGGUCCUCUGGUCAACCUGGACGGCGAGGUGGUCGGGAUCAACACCUUGAAAGUGACGGCCGGCAUCUCCUUCGCCAUCCCCUCGGACAAGAUCCAACAGUUCCUGGCCGAGUCCUACGACCGGCAGUCCAGAGGCACGGCAGCCGCUAAGAAGAAAUACAUCGGUGUGAGGAUGAUGACGCUCACCACAGCACUGGCCAAGGAGCUGAAGAGUCGACUUCCUGACUUCCCUGACGUCACCUCAGGAGCGUACAUCAUGGAGGUCAUCGCCAAGACGCCAGCUGCUGUCGGCGGGCUGAAGGAGCACGACGUCAUCAUCUCCAUCAACAACAAGAGGAUGAGCACGGCCAACGACGUCAGCGCCGCCGUCAAGAAGGACUCCACCCUGAAGGUGGUGGUGCGGCGCGGGAACGAGGAUGCCAUCGUCACCGUGGUUCCCGUGGAGAUCGACCCUUGACCUCGCCGCCGCGGCCAGGUGGUACUCGUUAUUUAAGUGAGGGAGGGGGUGGGGGGGAUUCUAUGGACACGCCCCCUGGGACUUCAAAGUUGCCAGAUGGUGGAAAGUUCUGGAUGCUGUACUUUUUUAAUGUAUUUCUACGCUACAGGAAGUUGUUGUUGUCUUUAAACUAUUUCCAUCUCAUGUGUAUAAUUAUUGUUUGCUAACCUCUUUUCUAAAGUACUGUACAAUAUUUUAUUGAUGACUUGAAAUAAAAGCUUCACUUUUUGUUUUUCUUCACAGUUUUGUUCAUCUGCAAAAUGUUUG